This is a messenger RNA of Carlito syrichta (Philippine tarsier), 1203 nucleotides long. RefSeq names its product glutathione peroxidase 7 (gene GPX7). Gene Ontology annotation, molecular function: glutathione peroxidase activity. Lineage: Eukaryota; Metazoa; Chordata; Mammalia; Primates; Tarsiidae. The transcript has 3 exons. Gene Ontology annotation, biological process: response to oxidative stress. The record is from RefSeq and is a predicted model, not a curated record. Bases 36 to 596 code for a protein of 186 amino acids.
CUUCCCUUCGAUCGCCGCCACCUCGGGAGCGAGUCAUGGUGGCGGCCGGGGCGGCGGCGUGGCUGCUCCUGUGGGCCGCGGCCUGCGCGCAGCGGGAGCCGGACUUCUACGACUUCCAGGCGGUCAACAUCCGGGGCAAGUUGGUGUCGCUGGAGAAGUACCGCGGCUCGGUGUCCCUGGUGGUGAACGUGGCUAGCGAGUGUGGCUUCACAGAUCAGCACUACCGAGCCCUGCAGCAGCUGCAGCGGGACCUGGGUCCCCACCACUUCAAUGUGCUUGCCUUUCCCUGCAACCAGUUUGGUCAACAGGAGCCCGACAGCAACAAGGAGAUUGAGAGCUUUGCCCGCCGCACUUACAGUGUCUCAUUCCCCAUGUUCAGCAAGGUUGCAGUCACUGGCACUGGUGCCCACCCUGCCUUCAAGUACCUGACCCAGACUUCUGGGAAGGAGCCCACCUGGAACUUCUGGAAGUACCUCGUGGCUCCGGAUGGAAAGGUGGUAGGGGCUUGGGACCCAACUGUGUCUGUGGAGGAGGUCAGGCCCCAGAUCACAGCGCUUGUGAGGAAGCUCAUCCUGCAGAAACGAGAAGACCUAUAAGCACUGUUUCUCCUCUUCCUCCACCCCGUCCCACCCACCUGUGCACGGGUGACCAGCGCAAACGCAAAUGGUGCUGCAAAGGGAGAGACCCACGGACUCUCCUUUCUUCACUGAUACUCUACUGUCCCAUCAUUCCUGUGGGGGGAAAUUCUAGUAUUUUGAUUAUUUGAAUCUUAGCACAAUAAUGAGAGUCCUUGACCAGUGACUCACCAGCCAAUGAGAACUUCUAGUCAAUGGAAACAUGUGGCCAAUGGACCAUAUCAUGCAAUAAUCUCCCACCCAGUAAGACCUCUGUAAAAUGGGACCAAUUCCUACCUCACAGGGCUGUUGUGAGGAAUAGGAUGAAAUACCUAUGAAAGUGCCCAGGGCCGUGCUAGCCAAAUAGGAGGCAUUCAAUAAACAUUUUUGCAUAUAAACCAAAAAAUAACUUGUGAUCAAUAAAGACUUGCAUCCAACAUGAAUUUCCAGCCAAUGGGAACCCAGAACAAACAUUUGGUUGUUGUUGUUUCUUCUGUUUUUUUUUUAAAUUACAAAAGAAAUGCAAGUUCAUUGUCAAAAUUCAAAUAAUCCAGGACUAUAUAAAAUAAAAAUGGAAGCAUUCUCCUCA